AUGGGCCUGGGUCUAUUUGGUCUUCAUGACAUUGGCUAUGAGUUUGUCAAGCUAUGCAAUGGGGAACGGAAGUUCACAAGGCUUUCCACCUUCAGAGUGAAAACUAAUUUUAUUCUAGGACACGCGUAUUUUCUGGCUCCGCCCCUGCCGGCAGGCUCCGCCCCUGCCGGCAGGCUCCGCCCCGCCGGCGGCGGCAGGGCGCGGGCGGGGUUAGGGCGAGGCGCGGGCGCUGCGUGGGGCUGGUUCCGUUGUGCUGCGGCUCCGCGCUGCCUGCAGUCCCGGGCCGGAAUCCCGCUCCCCGGACCUCGAGUCCGCCCGCCCGCCAGCCUGCCAGCCAUGGAGCCCGGCCCCGCCGGCCCCGCCGCCAUCUGGUUCCGCUAGACGUGCAGCCCAUGGCCCGGCCAGGCCCUGUCGCUGCAGGCGGAGCAGCUGCUACACCAUCAGCGCUCGCGGUACCAGGAUAUCCUUGUCUUCCGCAGUAAGAGCUACGGCAACGUGCUGGUGUUGGAUGGCGUCGUCCAGUGCACAGAGAGGGACGAGUUCUCCUACCAGGAGAUGAUAGCCAACUUGCCCCUCUGUAGCCACCCCAAUCCACGCAAGGUGCUGAUCGUCGGGGGCGGGGAUGGGGGUGUCCUGCGGCAGGUGGUGAAGCAUUCCUCCGUGGAGUCCGUGGUCCAGUGCGAGAUCGACGAGGAUGUCGUUCAAGUCUCCAAGAAGUUCCUGCCGGGCAUGGCCGUUGGCUACUCGAGCUCAAAGCUCAUCCUACGUGUGGAUAAUGGUUUUGAGUUCAUGAAACAGAACCAGGAUGCUUUCGCUGUCAUUAUCACUGACUCCUCAGACCCCCUGGGCCCUGCUGAGAGUCUGUUCAAGGAUUCCUGUUACCGGCUCAUGAAGACGGCCCUGAAGGAGGGUGGCAUCCUCUGCUGCCAGGGCGAGUGUCAGUGGCUGCACCUGGACCUCAUCAAGGUGAUGCGGCAGUUCUGCAAAUCACUCUUCCUGGUGGUGGGCUACGCUUACUGCACCAUCCCCACCUACCCCAGCUGCCAAACUGGCUUCAUACUGUGCAGCAAAAAUCCAAGCACCAACUUCCUGGAGCCCGUGCAGCAGCUGACGCAGAAGCAGGUGGAACAGAUGCAGCUGAAAUACUACAACUCUGAUGUACAUCGGGCACCCUUUGUCCUGCCCGAGUUUGCCCGCAAAGCCGUGAAUGAUGUGUGCUGA
Messenger RNA from Balaenoptera acutorostrata (minke whale), 1221 nucleotides. Its product is annotated as spermidine synthase-like. Gene Ontology annotation, cellular component: cytosol. Gene Ontology annotation, molecular function: spermidine synthase activity. The record is from RefSeq and is a predicted model, not a curated record. The transcript has 2 exons. Gene Ontology annotation, biological process: spermidine biosynthetic process. NCBI's taxonomy places the organism in Eukaryota, Metazoa, Chordata, Mammalia, Artiodactyla, Balaenopteridae.